Molecule: messenger RNA, 1991 nt
Organism: Centropristis striata (black sea bass)
Lineage: Eukaryota; Metazoa; Chordata; Actinopteri; Perciformes; Serranidae
Gene: cldn11a
Product: claudin 11a
Exons: 3
Coding region: 214-873 (219 amino acids)
Biological process (GO): cell adhesion; bicellular tight junction assembly
Cellular component (GO): plasma membrane; bicellular tight junction
Molecular function (GO): structural molecule activity
Source: RefSeq, a predicted model, not a curated record
CACUCUUUUGAAGUGCGCAAAAGCCUGCAGCUCAAUUGAUGGACUUAUUGAAUUGCGGAGGAAAAGUGACACUGAGUGGAUUAACUUUUACGGUGGAAUAACAGCUCUUAAAUCAGAAUUGGUUCAUUUUGUUAGUAACUCCCAGCUGUAGUUUUUAAGGUUUCUUACGGUUUCUGAAGCCAGGACAAGUGGUCUUUACGCACAGAUUGCGCAAUGGCGAACUCGUGUCUUCAACUGAGCGGUUUUCUCAUCAGCUGCCUCGGCUGGCUGGGCAUCGUGAUCGCGGCGUCCACGAAUGACUGGGUGUUAAUGUGUAAAUACGGUUAUAACACGUGCAAGAAGAUGGAUGAGCUGGGAGGCAAGGGACCCUGGGCGGACUGUGUCAUCUCCACAGGAAUCUACCACUGCGUGUCCAUAACGCAGAUGCUGGACCUGCCAGCCUACGUCCAUACGACUCGUGCCCUGAUGAUCACAGGUUCGAUCCUGGGUCUCCCAGCAGUGGUAAUGAUCCUUAUGUCCAUGCCCUGCAUCAGCCUCGGCAUUGAGCCCCAGGCCUCCAAGAACAAAUGCACCAUCCUGGGAGGAGUGCUUAUGCUCAUAGUCGCAUUGUGUGGCAUGGUGUCUACGGUCUGGUUUCCCAUCGGUGCUCACCAGGAGCAGGGCCUCAUGGCGUUCGGCCUGUCCCUCUACAUCGGAUGGGUGGGCACUAUCUUCUCCCUGCUGGGCGGGUCCAUUCUCACCUGCUGCUCCUCCGAGGCCUCCUCCUCAUCUCGCUCCUACCAGGACAACAAUCGUUUCUAUUACUCCAAACAGGGAGCUGGCAACCCGCCAGCACCCACCUCCACCAAUCACGCCAAGAGCGCCCACGUCUGAGGGGGAGAGAUUGGAUGUAUAGAGGACUGGAGUUUGUAUAUAGAGACAUAUACACUAGCACACACAUACAAUCACAGCUACAUACAAACCUGAAGAAAACACAUAAACACACUCAAGAAAAAUAUUUGAAGGGGCACACAAACAUACAUAAGAGACAUUCACACAUCUAAACACACAAAGACUGUUUUUGUUGGAGCUCUUUUCUUGCCGAUGGAUUGUUUUUGUAUCACAGAGCUCAUCUUCCAGCCUCCUCAUGAUGGGCGUGGUGUGGACUCUCCCCGCUGUUACAUAAUUGUACAAAUAACUGCCUGCAAAGCAGCAUGAGGUCCCGAUCACCUUGUGGACUGAGAUAUUGAUCUUCUAUACUACUUCUAUUUUUCUAUUUAGAUGCUCCUAUGUUUUUUUAAAUCAUAUAAUAUCAUAUAUCUGUUGUUUUGAUAAGCAGGGUAUGAUAGCAUUGUGUUUGGAAUUGAAAAUAUGUUUAUUAACAUUGUUUAUGGACAUUGAUUUUUCCUUGACAGCAUUGUACAAGUCUCUAGUGCAUUUGCCUCUUGAGUGAUGGACUUGAUUAAAAAAUGCGGCACUGCUUUUUCCAAGCCACUGCAGGAUGAUGGGAACAUAAAUUUCACAGCCAGCAGUGUUACAGUCUUUAGUAUGUGCACUUACUUGGCAAAAAUAACUUACAAGAGAGUAAAAAAAACCUUCAUUUAUUCUCCCUCAUCUGAUAGUAUUUCAUUAUCCAAACCUUACACAUUUUUGUGACUAACUUGCUUCUGUUUUAUUUGGAUAACAACUGAGUGAAAAAACACGGCUUAUCCUUUAACUGUGGAAUUAUACCUUACCAUUAAACAUCUUAGUUAAACUUUUUUUUUUUUUUUUUUUUUUUUACAGAGAACCGGUCUGUAGCUUUAAAUCAGUAUUAUGUAGAUUAUCUCAUUUUUAAGAAUUGUGAUGACUUGAAUGUUCAAUAUCUCCAAAGUGCUCUGAACACAAAUGGAAAUUUCCAACUCAGAUACCCGCAGAAGCAGUAUUAACUGGUUAUUUAUUGUUUCUCGGAUGUGCUGUUGUUUGAUUUUCUAUAAUAAAAGACAAAAGAAUUAAAAGGGUCUUUGUCUCGA